UGCAACUAUGAAGACAUUCAAGAGAAAUGAUAAUGUUCUGUGUCACGUUGUACUCUUAUCUUGUUACUUCCUUUUUGCAGGAUUUCAAGUGUAUGCCAUAGGCUAUGACUACUAUUUCACUUCAAAGUGUUUGGAAAGACCUCUAAAUCCACAAUAUAGUGGAGGAAUUGCUAUAAAUCCAGAACUAAAUGAUGGAUUAAAUGGAUGGACAAAAUUUGGAUGUGCAAAAAUUGAGACAAGAACAUCAAAAGAAGGCAAUGUCUUCAUUGUUGCUUCUCAUAGAACACAACCAUCUGAUAGUUUUUCUCAAAGAUUUUAUGUUGAGAAAGACAAAAUGUACACUAUUUCAGCAUGGAUACAAGUGAGUCAAGGAAAUGCUGAUGUUGUAGCAAAGGUUAGAACACCAUAUGGUGAUUUUCCAACAGGUUGGACUAUUGCAACAUCUGGCUGUUGGUCUAUGCUAAAGGGUGGUUUUAAUGGAAAUUUUUCUGGCCCUUCUGAGCUAUAUUUUGAGAGCAAGGAAAUUAGUUUAGUUGAAUUAUGGGCAGAUAGCAUCUCCAUAAAGCCAUUCACAAUGUUAGAGUGGAAAUCCCAUCAAAAUCAAAGCAUUGAAAAGACUAGAAAGAGCAAGGUGAAAUUACAAGCUAUUGAUUCUCAAGGCCAACCACUAGCCAAUGCUACAAUCUUGAUCAAACAGAUAAAUUCUGCAUUUUCAAUAGGCAAUGCUAUAAGCCCUCACAUAUUAACCAAUGUAGGUUAUCAAGAAUGGUACAAUUCCAGAUUCAAGCUAACAGUUUUCGAGAACGAAAUGAAGUGGUGGUUUACUGAGCCAAUUCAGGGCAAAGUAGACUACCAUUUGGCUGAUGACAUGCUUCAAUAUGUUAAGAAUUAUAGCAUGUUAGUCCGCGGACACAAUAUAGUUUGGGAAAAUAAAGAUCAGUUACCAUCUUGGGCGAAAACGUUGUCACCUCCUCUAUUAUCAGCUGCAGUUGAAAGGAGAUUUUACUCGUUAGUACCAAGAUAUCAAGGCCAAAUGAUGCAUUGGGAUGUUGACAAUGAAAACAUACAUUUUUCAUACUUAGAAAGUCAGUUAGGCGAAAACGCCUCGGCUUAUUUUUACAAGAAGGCUCAUGAUAUGGAUAGCAGUGCUAUUUUGUUCUUGAAUGAGUAUAGUACUAUUGAAAAUCCUGAUGAUAUGGUUGCAAAUCCAGUAAAUUACUUAGCCAAGAUUCAGGAAAUUAGGUCAAUGGGAUAUGAUGGACCUCUUGGAAUUGGACUUCAAGGUCAUUUUGAUACACCAAAUAUACCUUAUAUUAGAAGUGCACUUGAUAUUCUUGCAACUGCAGAUUUGCCUAUAUGGAUUACAGAAUUGGAUGUUUCAAGCAGACCCCUUCAGGCAGAAUAUUUGAAUGACAUAAUGUGGGAACUUCAUGCACAUCCAGCAGUAAGUGGAAUAAUGAUUUGGUCACCAUGGCAACCACAAGGAUGUUAUAAAAUGUGUUUAACUGAUAAUGAUUUCAAUAAUUUGCCAACUGGGGAUGUUGUGGAUAAUUUUAUAAGACACUUAAGUCAUCAGGGCUUAAUUGGGACUACUAAUGAUAAUGGUUACUUUGAGACUUCAUUAUAUCAUGGAGAUUAUGAAGUGAUAAUCAAACAUCCAGCUGCUAGAGAUCAGUCCUUUGCUCAAAGUUUUAAUGUAGCAAAAAGCCAGCAGAAAAGUAGCACCCUACUGAAAUUAUGUGCUUAGGAAAUUUAAUCAGUCAUUGCCAUAAUUCUAUUUGAUUAAUAAAAUUUUCGCUUAAUUUUUCUCUC
Messenger RNA from Nicotiana attenuata, 1812 nucleotides. RefSeq names its product anti-sigma-I factor RsgI6-like. Gene Ontology annotation, biological process: carbohydrate metabolic process. Bases 8 to 1747 code for a protein of 579 amino acids. Lineage: Eukaryota; Viridiplantae; Streptophyta; Magnoliopsida; Solanales; Solanaceae. The record is from RefSeq and is a predicted model, not a curated record. Gene Ontology annotation, molecular function: hydrolase activity, hydrolyzing O-glycosyl compounds. The transcript is spliced from 7 exons.